Branchiostoma floridae (Florida lancelet) is the source of this 575-nucleotide messenger RNA. RefSeq lists its product as uncharacterized. NCBI's taxonomy places the organism in Eukaryota, Metazoa, Chordata, Leptocardii, Amphioxiformes, Branchiostomatidae. Bases 58 to 501 code for a protein of 147 amino acids. The transcript is spliced from 3 exons. The record is from RefSeq and is a predicted model, not a curated record.
CGGAUCGUUGUCGCGACCUUUUGGGCCGCUGUUUUUGUUGUGUUCCUGGAGUUGGCAAUGGGACAAGGUAACCUGACUGCCGCGGCCACGGCAGGGCUGGGGGCCACAACUCCGCAGCCCAGCCAGGGGAACGUGUCCGCCAUGUCUACGGCAGGCCUGAUCUCCAAUGUGUCCACAAAGGCAACCACCAAAUCUCCAACAACGACCGGUUACGGUAACGCUACAGCGCCCGUCACCCUCCUCCCGGACGGAGUGUCCAUCCCCAUCAUGGUGGUGGUUCUGCUGUUCCUGGUCUUCUGCUUCGUGGGGGGUACCGUGGCGUGGUGGCUUGCCAGGAGGAGGUACUACCGACAGCUCUCACAGAAACCUGAUGUCAAUCACGACAACAAUAGGUUCCCCGGCACGCCGACCGCUAGCAUCGAGGAGCCGCAGGAGGAAGAAAUCGCCCGAGCUCUCAACGAGGGGACCGCGCUCUUCACCGACAGGGGAGCUCACUCGUAGUUUCACGAACACAGCUUUUUAAAUAUUUGCUUUGGGACAUACGUGGACAAUGUGGCACUGCACUGAAUUUAGUA